UUAAUAAUCCAUUACUUGGAUACUCAAAGGUUUCGUACAAUAAGAGAUAGAUAAAUAGAAAAAGAAUUCAAGUGAGAGAGGCUUCUUCAUCAGGUGACAUUCAAAAGUUGAUUAAGGCCAGAAAAGAAAUGUGGUGAAAAACUGACCACUUUAUGAUUGCUUCUGUCUUACUGUGAGAGAGAGAGAGAGAGUGAUACAAUGAUGGUAAAAAAAUAUAAUACUUAAUGUAAAAUAUAUAUAUAGAGUGAGAGUAGAGGCAUACCAACAAUGUACAUAUGUAGUGCAGGUAUACAGACUAGAAAACAGUGAGUUAGUUGACUUGACCAAGGAUAAACCAAGAAGCUUCAUGGAGACAGACAGACAAGGAUAUAGCACUGUUCACCAUAACAUUUGAUGAGGUUCAUAAUGGCUCGGUGGUAGCUUAGGUUAUGAGGGUAUAUAAGAGCAGUGCAGGAGAUUGGGUUGGUAGUGACAUCUGGUACACUGAGGGAGGUGGACCUACUCUCCCCCUUCUCAAAAUGAAGCUGUGCUGGUCAUUGGUGCUGAUGAUUGGGCUGACGAUGACUCUGCAACUCCCUCAAUCCCAAUCUCAACUACCUCAAUCCCACCCUGAAUUACCUGAGUCUCUCCCACAACUGGUGGCUCAGUUCAUAAAGGAAUUAGAGAACGAAUAUUUUCAAGGGUGUACUACAGUAAUAUUCCACGAGACGCCCACACUUGAAGGGAGACAAGGAGGCAUUUACAUAGAUUCUGGAUCAGAUCUCAUGGAUCAGCGCGCGUUAAUGGAUUAUGGAUCUUUCAUGAUGGGUCACUUUCUCAGUACAAGAGGAUCACCAUGGAUCAUCUUCAACUUAGGUCAUAAUCUAUCUAAUGUUCUCCUGGAUACUGAUCUGAACACAGUGAUGCGCUGUCCUGUGUAUGUAACGCUCGCUAGGGAUAUCUCUCAUGCACAGAAUCUCUUCCUGCAAACAAACAGAGACUGGGACAAAUACUUCCUCUCACGUAAACAUCUUAUCGUCACUGAGAGCGAGACAACGGCACUUGAAGAGUUCUUGAAACUAGAGGAGAUUAACACCAUGUCUAACCUCCUGUUUGUGCGCCCUGGUGUAAGUUCAUCGACUCUCAAGGUUUUCACGAACACCCCAUACGGCCUCCCUAGUCCCCGAUCCCUCCUGACUUGGCGAGCAGGACUUUUAGUGACCAAGGACAAGAAGGACCUUUUCCCUGAUAAGUUGAUGGACUUCCACGGCCGCAGGAUGAGGGUCGUGACCUUUCACUUCCCUCCCAGGAUUUUUAUGGAGGAACAGGAGGAUGGGGAACAUCUUCUGUAUGGUGUUGAUAUUGAGGUAGUGAGGGCCCUGAGCGAGGCAGUGAACUUCAGUGUAAGUUUCAGCAGACCGUCUGAUGGGGAGAUGUGGGGCUGGGAACAAGACAAUGGUUCCUGGACGGGGUUGAUGGGAGAUCUCCAAUACCGCCAGGCAGACAUAGGGGUGGCAGACCUGUAUAUAAUGGAACAGUACUUCGCCAUUAUUGACAUGUCACAAGAAUAUGAUAUAGAAUACUUGUGUUUUGUGAACCUCGUGCCUGGACCUCUGCCACAGUGGAUGGCUCUGGGUUUGCCCUUUCUUUUGGAGACUUGGGUCGCUAUUUUUAUUUCCGUGUUGGCGGGGAUGUUGAUGUUGGUGGGGAUAACGAGGCUUGGGUUUAUAAUCAAUCUGAAGGAGGGACAAGCACAGGAGGUUCCUUGGUUCCGUCAUAGUGCCAACAUCUGCUUGCUGCUGUACGCUUGUGUUAUGAAUACCUCCUGGAUGCGUGUCCCCACAGCAUCUCAUCUGAGGAUCUUCGUGUUUCUGUGGAGUAUGGCGUUUAUCAUCCUGGCUGUGGCUUACAAGGGAUCCCUCGUAUCCUACUUGACGGUGCACCUGGAACAGCCACCCAUCGACACUCACAGACAACUGCACGAGAAGGAUGUGGACGUGGGGAGCAUCGGGUACACCCUCAAGAGAGUGAUGGAGAAGAAUGCUGACCCGUAUGUAAGGUUCCUGGCUGAGAGGUACCAGCAUGUUCCUUCUACUAGUGAGGGACUUCAACGUACUGUCCAGGGCAGGUACUCGUUCUUAGAGAGUAGGGGCUUCCUGGACUACACAAUAGCCGUAGACUACACUGACAGAAGAGGCAAGGCAUCCCUACACGUGAUGAGAGAAUACAUAGCGCCCUUUGGGAUAGGUCUGGCCUAUCCUAAAUACGUCCCUUACAUAGCCAAGUUCAACACCAUCAUCAGUAGACUACACUGA
Messenger RNA from Homarus americanus (American lobster), 2294 nucleotides. Its product is annotated as glutamate receptor ionotropic, delta-2-like. The record is from RefSeq and is a predicted model, not a curated record. The coding region runs from base 429 to 2294 and encodes 621 amino acids. Gene Ontology annotation, molecular function: glutamate-gated receptor activity. The transcript has 4 exons. Gene Ontology annotation, cellular component: membrane. NCBI's taxonomy places the organism in Eukaryota, Metazoa, Arthropoda, Malacostraca, Decapoda, Nephropidae.